This is a messenger RNA of Cylicocyclus nassatus, 3096 nucleotides long. The record is from the annotation of a GenBank genome assembly. NCBI's taxonomy places the organism in Eukaryota, Metazoa, Nematoda, Chromadorea, Rhabditida, Strongylidae.
UUGAGCUCUUGCUUACAUACAGGAUUUUUCAGCAGUGAAGCCACGCCACUCUUUUUCAGCGUGAAGCUCAAACUGCGGGAUGUUUGCGGAAUCAUCUGACUCUGAGUCUGAUGCUCCCUCCAGCGCCAAAGAGCAUAACAGGAUGACAGUUCUCAAUAAAGCCAGACAUGAAGACCUGAAAGAAACAUUUGAUGAAGAAUAUGAUCACUAUAAGGGUAAGAGGAGAUACACAGAUGAUUCUGCCGACGGCCAUCUAUCCGAUUCGUCUACCGAUGAUGGAGAAGCCCCAGCUGAAAAAAUAAAGGCUUUGGAUGAGGAUGCAGUGCGGAAGCCAAUGACCAAUGCUGAGAAAAUGAUGGCGAAAAUGGGUUACAAAGAGGGCUCAGGUCUAGGAAAGCAGAAACAAGGUAUGGUCGAACCAGUGGCGCUUUCUACGCAGCGUGGCCGUGUUGGUCUGGGACACCAAAUUACCAAGGCAAUAGGUCGAGACUUCACGGAGACUUGGGAUGAGACGAAGGAAGAAAAAACCAUCGAGGAGCGAGUUAUAUGGUUGAGGGAAUGCCCACAGAACACUCGAGAUUGGGUUGUGGAACAGUUAGAGGAGUCUGAUUGGAUGCAAGUAGGAAAGAAAAAGCUCACUAUCGAUGACGAGACUGAAUUUUGCGAUGGCGAGAUAUUGCGGACGAUGAUCAAGUCAAAGGAUGUGUUCGACGUCAUCCCGGACCGUGAUCUUCGCGAAGCACGCACACGCGCUAAUCCUUACGAGACUAUUGGGGCAGCAUUCUUCCAAAAUCGGGCAGCUAUGAAAACCGCAAAUUUGGAUAGGGUCUUCAACUGGCUCAUUAGUUCAGAAUCAGAAGAGAAGUUGCUGAAUAAGAAUCCACUGAAGUGUGAUCGACCGACCAGUAACUGCGACCGAGAAACACCGUUGUUCUACUUUGCAGAUGUAUGCGCUGGACCUGGAGGGUUUUCUGAAUAUAUGUUGUGGCGCAAGGCAUUCUAUAAUGCGAAAGGUUUCGGUUUCACCCUGAAAGGAAAGGACGACUUCAAGCUCGGAAAGUUUACUGCCUCGUCUGCAUAUUACUUUGAGCCAUACUAUGGCAAACAUGGCGAUGGAGAUGUUAUGAAUCCCGAAAAUAUUGACUCUUUGGAAGACUUCAUUAUGAAAGGUACCAAUGAUGUUGGUGUGGAUCUCAUGAUGGCUGAUGGCGGAUUUAGUGUUGAAGGACAAGAGGAUAUCCAGGAAAUUCUUUCCAAACGACUAUAUCUCUGCCAGUUGUUAGUCUCUCUUUGCAUUGUGAAGGAAGGUGGUAUCUUUUUCUGCAAACUCUUUGACGUCUUUACACCAUUCAGUGCUGGUUUGAUCUACUUGAUGUAUGUAGCUUACGAGCAAAUCUCGCUGCACAAGCCGCACACUAGUCGACCAGCAAAUUCUGAGAGGUACAUUAUCUGCCGAGGCUUGCGUAAGAACUACUCAGAUGCUAUUCGAGAUUAUCUCAAGAGGGUGAACUUGAAACUGGAUGAGCUAACUAAGAGUAAAUCUUCACAAGAUGUAAACAGCAUUGUACCGCUCGAAACAAUGAAGAACGAUGAGGCAUUUCGCAGUUACUUGACGGGUCACAACGAACAUAUCGCUUCACGGCAAUCCACCUAUUUGCAAAAAUAUCUCACUUAUGCUAAGAACAGUUCUCUCAUAGACAAAGAUCAGGGUACACUUCGCGAUGAUUGCCUGAAAUACUGGCUUGUUCCCAACAAAACACUAGAUCGAAGAGAACGUGGAGCAGAACGACAACAAAUAGAUCCAGAUCAAUACUUUGGGAGAUUUACUAGAAAGUUCUAUGGUCGCGAAGAUUUCAACGCUCGACUGCCACCAUUUACCGCCAAUCUUUUGACGGAGCGAACUGUUAAGGAGCUGAAAUAUGCUGAGUUUUCAUUCAACAUACUAUCUAAUCGAGCAAGCACGCAACCGGAGCUGCUUAUCUCCACUGGGGAUGCAGUUUUUGUAUGGAAGAAGCACUGGGAAAAGCUUGACAAUAAUUUGAUGAGAAUUCCUGAUCGUACAGUGCUGCUAGUAGAAAGAGCAACAACGUAUAAGCUGGUUGACAAACGUCUGGAGACAGUAGCUGCUGAAAGUCUUGUUCGUAUCUUGGAUGCAGCUGUCAUUAAUGGCGAUGAUGUGUCUGGUUUGGUCUACUCAAAGCGACUGCAAGCAGCCAAGAAGUUUUGCCUCGCGCUGAAACUCGUUGUUCCAAAGGUUCGGUUGGGUUGGGGACAGCACGAGCGAUACAUUACUCCACCACAGCUAGUCACGGCAGAAGCCUUUGGCUUCGAUCAACUUGCUGAGGUGCGUCGAAGGUUUUCGCGCUUACGUCAUAGCGGUGAGGAAGUGCUCAUAUAUGAGGAAAAUGGAAAUUUGCUCAUGUGUAAAGCUCUACGAGUGGCACGGUUGUUAAAAGAGUCAUGGAAAAUGGGAUGGUCAUGUAGCCGACAAAUGCUGUACGCUUUUUGUCCGCAUCGACCGGACCUGGGUAGCUUUUUCGAGCCGCAAUGGGAAGAGAGAGAAUGCUGCUCUUCAUUCUGGGAGAGUGCAAUGACUUCGAAGCCAGUGGCUGGACACAAUUCGAUGCAAUAUAUCUGGAGCUGGGAGAAUAGUUUGUUGGAUAAUUAUGGCCCUCGCGUAAUUUUGGAAGAAGAGUCACACAAAAGUGGUCCAACUGUGAACUUUCUUCUCCAACAAAUUGCUGAAACGAAUGAGCAGUGUCGAAGGAGUUAGUAUGCAUUUGGCAGUGACCAUAAGCGGCUGUGAUCAGCAAGCACAUGGAUAAUUUUGUGAGUUCAUCUCAAAUGUAAUGUUUGAUGUUGCCAUCCAUACCUCCUCAUUAUAUUCUACUAUGACAUGAAUGUCUAUCGGGUACCUUGCAACGAAAUGUUUAGGAAAAUAUAUUGAAUUUCUUGACAAGUUUAACUUCUGUCACUGUUUAUGAUUACGGUACUGAAAUUUUGUUGUUGAAAGUAUGUACAGUAAAUAAAUUCAGCCCGUAUUUUUUGACCAUCCCAGAUGCAAAAUUAUCAUUUUUUACUGUAGGCAAUGAAUUU